This is a messenger RNA of Thermochaetoides thermophila DSM 1495, 405 nucleotides long. RefSeq lists its product as uncharacterized. Bases 1 to 405 code for a protein of 134 amino acids. NCBI's taxonomy places the organism in Eukaryota, Fungi, Ascomycota, Sordariomycetes, Sordariales, Chaetomiaceae. Gene Ontology annotation, biological process: mitochondrial proton-transporting ATP synthase complex assembly. Gene Ontology annotation, cellular component: mitochondrial matrix. The transcript has a single exon. The record is from RefSeq and is a predicted model, not a curated record.
AUGACUUCGCAAACCCCAUCUCCCACCCACCUCCGGACUCUCUAUCGCAACCUCCUCCGCCACCUUCCCCCUAGACCCGUCCUCUCCUCCCCGCGCGCUCCCCUCCACCAAGCCCUGCGCUCAGCCUUUGAACAACCGCUCCCCGUCUCUCCUCCCGUCUCAACGGCUGCCACGACCUCUGCGACUCCAGCCGAAUACACGCGCGCGGUUCAAGCCGCACAGGCGGAGCAAUACCUGGCGUUCUUAAAGGCGCAGCAGACAUAUGUCGAGUUGCUGGAGAGGUAUAACCCGGGGAUGUACAUGGAGCAAGAUGAGAAGGUGAGGUUGUCGGCUAGGAAGGUGGGGUUGGAGUUGCCGAAGCAGUUUGGGGAGGAGGGUGAGGGGGAGGAUGGGGAGAAGCAAUGA